UUUCACUGGUAAUGCCAUGUGAAUUAGAUGCAUUGAGACUCAAUUGUGACCUGACUUGAAUUGAGUUGUAUACCCACCUGGAUCUUAAAAGUGUAGACUAUGUCCCCUGCUGCCCCACUGCGAUGUGUUGCCAACUGUAUAUUAGUCAGAGCAUUAUUUGAGCUUGUACAUUUCCCAUUCAUUUUCCCCAUAAACUUUCUGAAACAAAAAUGUAUACUUAAAGGCUGAAAGCUUGCUCUGACCACAACAAGAUAAAAGUUACCAAAUAGCUUGUUGGUCUCUGCGAUGCCUUUGAACUCUUAAUAUUUUACUUGUUAGAAAGUCUUUGGGAAAAAUUUAUGGAAAAUGUACUUCCAGAACCAGGGUGGCUUUAAAAGUGGACAGUUGAUAACCAUUCAAAUGUUAUUGUCACAGCCCUGCCCUAAGUAGUUGUUUCCCUCCUCAGUCCAUGUUGGGCAGUGAGGAGUGCGUCUCUGCUCUGUUGGACCACGGUGCAUCUGCUCUAUGUCGAGACUCUCAGGGAAGGACUCCACUGCACUUGGCCGCCUCCUGUGGCCACGUGCCGUUACUGCACCUGCUGCUGAAGGCGGCUGUAACCUCUGACCCCCUGGACUCCAUGUUGGACUUCAGAGGAUACACGCCGACUCACUGGGCAGCCUACCACGGGCGUGAAAAGUGCUUACAAAUUUUACUUGAAAACAAACUUGAAAGCAACCAAGAAGGAAACUCUUUCUCUCCCCUGCACUGUGCACUAAUAAAUGGCCAUGAUGAAGCUGCUAAACUUAUUUUAACUAUUGGCCUAAAACGUGUCAAUCUGCAGGAUGCAAAAGGAAGGACUCCGCUCCACGCUGCGGCAUAUUCAGGAAACCUCUCAGGACUGGACCUGCUGCUAUCCCAGGGGUCAAAGGUCAACGCUGUGGACCACAAUGGCUGCUCUGCCCUCAUGGUGGCCGCAGAGAGUGGACAAACCAUGGCUGUGGAGUUUUUGCUGCACAAAGCCAAACCCGAUCUGACUCUGGUGGACUCCAAUAACAACACAGCCCUUCACUUGGCCUGCAGCAAGGGUCACGAGAUGUGUGCGUUGCUAAUUUUGGGAGAAAUCAAUGACUCAUCUCUCAUAAAUGCUGCCAACAAUACUUUACAAAUGCCCCUUCACAUCGCAGCAAGACAGGGCCUGGCUACAGUGGUGCAGGUGUUACUGAGCAGAGGAGCAGCUGUGAUGGCUGUCGAUGAAGAAGGUCGUACUCCAGCUCUGGCCUGUGCUCCCAACAAGAAUGUGGCCGAUUGUCUGGCUCUGAUCCUCUCCACUAUGAAGCCUUUCCCUCCCAGAGAAGCUAUGGUCAAUAAUGCACCCCAUUUUAGCCCCAUCCUCAAGAACUGUGGCAUCGCUGCUACCUGAACCACAACGUAAAACCCUAAAAACUCCUUUCAACUUAUGCACAAGCAGAUCUGACCGAGACUAUGCUCCCAGGACAAACCACUGCACGUGAGAAGUGUCAGAUAUGUCAAAGAGAAUCAGAAAGCUCCCUAACUAGUCUUACUAAUUUUAACCGCCUCAAUUUAACUAGUGUUUUCCUGUUGCAUAUUAUAGUGAUAAAGUGGAGAUUUUUAAUAUGAAUGAACAUUUAAAAAGCACACUAUUACUAUCCAAUACAAUAUUGUUUUUAACCUAAGGCAUAUAUCUUUAUUGUUCUGUAUAUGGACUACAAGGGCAGAAAUACCUAGGGUGCCUUUCCACUGAUUGGUAUGGUGUAUGGUAGUGGUUGAGUUUGUUUUGACUCAGUAAUAAUAAAAGUGGGAUGGCAAGUUAUACAGGUUACCCAUUUGAAAGGACUUGUAUUCAAUUAUUACUAUGACAGAAGAACAUAUCCGUGACCCACUUCCUCAAACUGCACCUCAGGCCCAAGUCAAACAUGGCAUGACAUUUGGUGACAGAUGGCGAAUGAGCUUGUUUGUUUCCAAUAUAUCAUUUAGAACACAAUCAAAUCUCACCUCAAAUUAAAUUAAAAGUUUAGUCCCUUAUUCACUGAUUUUGGGGCGAAGGUUACUGUAAUGCAUUUCUCAUUUCUUUCUAUAACUACUACUACAAACACUACUACAAGCAUUACUACUACUACUACUGUUGCUACUAUUACUAUUAGAAGCAGAUAGAUUUAUUUGUCACAUAAAAUGUUAAAAACACAGUUAAAUAACAUACAGUGAAAUGACAAAGUAAUAAAACAAUUCCUUCAUUUGCCAGUAAAAACUCCCAUUUUGAACCAACACAUACCAGUCCAGUGGAAGUGAGGCUCUAAAAGCAAUGACUUUUGUAUUUACAUGUUAACACAUUUCUCUAUAAACCACCUAUGUAACAGGUGCUAUUAACACUUAUGCAACUUCCAAGCCUCUAUUUUCUUAAUAUGUACAAACUUUAGCUAACCUUGUUUUGCUCGUGACUUCCUGGAUGACUGAGAAUCUCCACAUAUAUAGAAAUGUUAUAAUUAAUGAACCUAUAUUUUAGUGUCUAUGGAUGUCUGUAAAAGUAUAAAUGGAUUUAUAAGUAAACAUAUAUAGCAGAUCCAAAUGUAAUGUGCAGCCUCAGGUGUAUUGUAAAAAGCACAAGAACAAAAAGAAGUUAAGAAGUUUAUUUUAAAGCAAAUAUUUUAGACUGAAGAAACCAACUAUGCCUCUCCAUUUCAACAAUAUAAGAUCCAGGACUAUUGCACCCAUUUGAUGCAUUUUACAGUUUUAUUCUCUUGCUGAGUUUCAGAUUUCAUCACAAUGUUCUAUAGGCCAAUGCUAUUUAAUACAAAUGGGGGCAGCUAAAAUUCAUAUUGUUCAGAUUUCUGUUGUAAUACAGUGAAUUCUUGGGUCUAGUGAGUAAUAGAAAUGACCAGGUUCAACAUUUGUGAAUUCACCUUUUGGAUAUUUCAUGGGAAAGUACAUUAUUCAGUAGGGAUACUGUCUCUUGCUCCCAUAUGGAAGUAUGACAUCAUCAAGUUUACUAUAUAUAUAUAUAUAUAUAUAUAUAUAUAUAUAUAUAUAUAUAUAUAUAUAUAUAUAUAAGAAGAAGUGAUAGAAUAAGUGUUUGAUAAAAAGAAGAUCAAGAAUGGUAGUAUUUUGAUUGUUAAGUUGUGUUUAGUAUUGCUGUAAUCAGAUCAAAGUUUUCUAAUUAUAAAAUACAAAAAAGUACGGCAAAAGAAAAAAAAAUCAUAUUUCAUAUACUUUCAUAUACUAAAGCUUUUGAAACCAAUAACCAAAUACAGUAACUUGUGAGAGCACCCCAGAACUUUUACUUGAAAAUGAUUCAAAAAAGCUAUAUAGCGUGAUUAAACUACAGUGACUGAAGUACAGUCUGUACCCUAUUAUUACCCACUACCCACUGUUUGUUUUGUCGAGUCAAUUGUUUACAACCCAAAGAUGCAAGAAAGUAGUUAAAGGUACACAAUGUAACUUUUCUCGUGGGUAUUCCUACACCUGCUUCUCUCCAUGGAGAUGUUAUUUUAUAUCUAGAAAGUUCCACAGGAUUCAUGAGUACCAGCUUCCUUAUAGGUGACAUUUUACCAGUCAAGAAAUAUAAAAAUUUUUCUCUUGUUUAUUAUUAUAGUAUCAGGUUUAAAAUUUGUAUUAAUCUGAAUUUUGAAACCAAGAAAGAGCAUUAAACAUAUAUUUUUUUGCAAGUGUUUUUAUAGCACAAAGAGAAACACAUGGAGAAACACAAGUUUAAUGCCAUACCUUUGAACUUUCAACUCAGCAACAUCUCCAUGGGAACAAGUUGGUGGCAUACUACACCAGAAAAGUUACAAAGUGCAUCUUUAUGAUAGUAUAGCUAAUGAAUUGUCUUUGUACUAUGUUUAUGUUAAAAUUAUUAGUAUUAAUUUUGGCAUUUAUUUUGUGGCCAUCAGUAAUAUUGCAUGGUAUCUUGUGGUUCUCAAACAAUUCUGACCAAGUAUAAAAUACUUUGAUUAGACCUGGACUAGAAAUUACUAGACUCUAAAUUAGUCCUGGUUUCAUUCCAGGUUUAGUCUUAGUUUUGGUGAAGGACUGAUCCAGGACUAAAGCAGCUGAGACCUAACUAGUGCUAAACCAGGAUUAAGUCAUGGGAAUUCUUAAAUGUAUUCUCUCGUUCAUGGUUUUCAGCUCCUGUUAUAUGGUGCCAUUUUGAGGACAGUAAAAAUAUUUAGUUUUGCAUCAUUAAUUGCUAUGGCAACCAUCCUAACUUGUCAUAAUUCUGGACCAUGGAUACUUAAACUACAACCACAUCUUGAGUUGAGAAUCACUUGUUAUAAGCUGUUUCACAAUAUCGAGAAACCAUUGUGAUUUUAUUGAACCACUAUUAAUUUAAAUGGAACAGAUGUAAUGAAGUUUUUGAAUAGAGAAGAGUGCAUGAAUGGUGAUGUGCCUGGACUGUGAUUCUGAAAACACAAAGCUGUAGUUUGUACAAUUAUUAAUUUGUUUUUAUCUUUUGUCGUUUGUAAUGUGUACACAGAUAAAAUGUUUUCAAUUCUU
Molecule: messenger RNA, 4488 nt
Organism: Boleophthalmus pectinirostris (great blue-spotted mudskipper)
Lineage: Eukaryota; Metazoa; Chordata; Actinopteri; Gobiiformes; Gobiidae
Gene: ankrd52b
Product: ankyrin repeat domain 52b
Molecular function (GO): protein binding
Source: RefSeq, a predicted model, not a curated record